Camelina sativa (false flax) is the source of this 1683-nucleotide messenger RNA. Its product is annotated as chorismate synthase, chloroplastic. The record is from RefSeq and is a predicted model, not a curated record. Gene Ontology annotation, cellular component: cytosol. Gene Ontology annotation, molecular function: FMN binding; chorismate synthase activity. NCBI's taxonomy places the organism in Eukaryota, Viridiplantae, Streptophyta, Magnoliopsida, Brassicales, Brassicaceae. Gene Ontology annotation, biological process: chorismate biosynthetic process; aromatic amino acid biosynthetic process.
UUGGUAGGUAGAGAUUUUUGCAUUUGCAUUUGCAUUUGCGCCUCCAUUUCCAUCAACGAAGAAGAAGAAGACCACAACGAAGCCAUUAAAGCCAAUACAUACGAUGGCUUAAACUCACCUACCCCCAAAAUUUGCCACCAACUCCAAUUUCUCUCCUCCUUUAAACCUUUCUCAAUCCCUCCUCUUUCGAAUCCUGAUCAUGGCGUCUUCUCUCACUUCCAAAUCCAUUCUCGGAUCCACCAAACCCGGUUCUUCUUCUCUUCCCUCGGAGCUCCGUCGUCUCUCUUCUCCCGCCGUUCAGAUCUCAAUCCGUACCCAACCCAGGAAGAACAUCCAGAUACAAGCUACUGGAAGCUCAUAUGGGACUCAUUUCAGAGUUUCAACGUUUGGAGAAUCACAUGGAGGAGGAGUUGGUUGUAUAAUUGAUGGAUGUCCUCCUCGGAUUCCUCUCUCUGAAUCUGAUUUGCAAUUUGAUCUUGAUAGGAGGAGACCUGGUCAGAGCAGGAUCACCACUCCUAGGAAAGAAACUGAUACCUGCAGGAUAUCUUCUGGAGUCUCCGAAGGAAUGACGACAGGAACACCUAUCCAUGUGUUUGUGCCAAACACUGAUCAGAGAGGACUUGAUUACAGUGAAAUGUCGGUUGCCUAUAGACCAUCGCAUGCUGAUGCAACUUAUGACAUGAAGUAUGGUGUCAGAUCUGUGCAGGGCGGAGGGAGAUCUUCAGCUAGAGAGACCAUUGGAAGAGUUGCUCCUGGAGCUUUGGCCAAGAAAAUUUUGAAGCAAUUUGCAGGAACUGAGAUUCUUGCCUAUGUCUCCCAAGUCCACCAAGUUGUACUUCCAGAAGAUUUGGUAGACCACGAGAAUUUGACACUGGAACAGAUAGAAAAUAACAUUGUUAGAUGUCCUAAUCCUGAGUAUGCGGAAAAGAUGAUAGCUGCGAUUGAUGCUGUCAGGACAAAAGGGAACUCUGUUGGUGGUGUUGUGACCUGCAUUGUUCGGAAUGCUCCACGUGGGCUCGGUACACCGGUUUUCGAUAAACUUGAAGCAGAGCUAGCGAAAGCUUGUAUGUCGUUACCUGCAACAAAGGGAUUUGAGUUUGGAAGUGGCUUUGCAGGUACCUAUUUGACUGGUCUUGAACACAAUGAUGAGUUCUAUACCGAUGAAAAUGGAAGAAUACGUACAAGAACAAACCGAUCCGGUGGAAUUCAGGGAGGGAUCUCAAAUGGUGAAAUAAUAAACAUGAGAGUAGCCUUCAAGCCAACAUCAACAAUUGGAAAGAAGCAAAAUACUGUAACAAGAGACAAGGUAGAAACCGAAAUGAUUGCGCGUGGCCGUCAUGAUCCUUGUGUUGUUCCACGAGCUGUGCCAAUGGUGGAAGCAAUGGUGGCUUUAGUUCUUGUGGAUCAGUUAAUGGCACAAUACGCACAAUGCCAUUUGUUUCCAAUAAACCCAGAGUUGCAGGAACCUCUCCACACAGAGCAGCCGCAGAAUGCUGCUGCUUUGUAAGCAAACCUCGAGCAGGUAGAGUGGGAGAGAGAGAGGCUUCACUUUUGUUGUGUGAUUAUUAUGAAUAAACAUGUUUGUUUAAUUUUGUGCCCCGGUAAAAAAAGAACAAUAUUUUUUUGUAAGAUGAUUUUACUUUUGUAUCCUGCUGUUAUUUCAGUUAAAUGUGUUUUUUACCA